AAGAAAAUAUCAAAUAUGGCAAUAUGGCAGAUAAUAAUUUAAAUAUGGUAGAUGUAGAUGAACAUAUUACCGAAGUGGUACAUCAUACAGGUACCACUUUUCACGUUUAUUUGACGAGUCAAGAAUUAUUGCGAGCAAAUACAGAUCCUACAUUUGCAGAAGAGAUAUCAGAAAAAUAUUAUGAAUUAUACCAGAAGGGUUUAGUUCGUGCCAUAGAAACAGCCUCACUUCCAGAAGAUUCUGGAACUACACCUAAUAAUGACGAUAAUGAAAAUAAAAUUAGAUGGACAGACCAUCAAAUAAAAUUUUUAAUAUCUCUUACAGACAGUUCACAAUCCUCAAUAACAAUGACUCCAACUACUUCAGAUGCUGAAGGUAACUGCGAUACGCCAAACCAUACCACUCCAGAAGCUGUGACGCCAGGAUCAACAAGAAGGGUGAGUAGAAAAAGAAGUCGUAUUGCUGCCCGUUUAGCAACUGAAGAACCAGAGUGGUUCAAAAAAUAUAGGGAGGAUGCAAUGUUAAGACAUCAAGAACGAAUGGAGGUUCUAAACAAAUUAACAAAUAUUCUAAAUAGUUUGUGUCAUUAAUAAAGUUUAA
Messenger RNA from Anoplophora glabripennis (Asian longhorned beetle), 600 nucleotides. RefSeq lists its product as uncharacterized. NCBI's taxonomy places the organism in Eukaryota, Metazoa, Arthropoda, Insecta, Coleoptera, Cerambycidae. Bases 24 to 590 code for a protein of 188 amino acids. The transcript has 4 exons. The record is from RefSeq and is a predicted model, not a curated record.